Molecule: messenger RNA, 1569 nt
Organism: Neoarthrinium moseri
Lineage: Eukaryota; Fungi; Ascomycota; Sordariomycetes; Amphisphaeriales; Apiosporaceae
Exons: 6
Coding region: 1-1569 (522 amino acids)
Molecular function (GO): methyltransferase activity
Source: RefSeq, a predicted model, not a curated record
AUGCCUCCACCCAAAGAGCCCAAGCUAGCUAAUCUUCAGAAAAAAGGAUUCCACAAUGAGACAGGCUCGAACAUACAAAAUACAAUUAGGGCGCCGCUUCUUUUUCCAUCGAAGUUGACAAACAACGGCGUGUUCGCAUCUGGUUAUUUUCAGGAAGGGAAUUUUGGCGUGGCGGCAGAACAUUCGACAACAACCUACACGUAUCCCCUUCCAGAUCUAUCCGGUCCUUGUGGACACACUCGACAGCGCGAGCAGCACGCAUUCAGCAGCACCUUUCCAUACAGUCAGAUCUCCGGCCAACAAUAUUGGCACACGAAUUUCAACACAGAGCUUGAUCGCCAGGAGUUCCAGUUUCAGGGGCUUUCGUACGAACACCAGCCACAAGAUCCAGUGCACCAAGUUCCCAACCGUUCCCUUCUCGCUCCUACUCAAGCCCAACCCUGUCACAGCCUGCCAAUCGUGAGCCCUGCAGAAAGGAUCAUGUCCCAAGAACCAGUUCCGGAAUUGCCAACAGAGCGACGUAGCUCUGUGCCAGCAGGCGAUAAUGAAGGUGGCCAGAAAGCGAAAUCCAGCUUCCCCGGGGAAUGGCUCUUCCAUCAGGAGUUCGUACGAGAAUCUUCAGGAGAUUCUGUGAUUGACUUCAACUCUGUGUUUGAUGAGUCGGGCCGCUCAUUUUCAGCGUUUCGAGAGGGCAAAUAUUUGUUUCCAAACGAUGCUGCGGAGCAGGAUCGACUAGACCUGCAACACGCGUGUUUCUCACUCCUCUUUAAGAGAAAGUUGAUCAUGGCACCGGUGCCGGAGACUCCCAAAUGUGUUUUAGAUGCAGCUUGUGGGACGGGUAUCUGGGCGGUGCAGUUCGCGGAGGAGAAUCCCUCUUCCACGGUGGUCGGGUGCGACUUGUCCGCCAUUCAGCCAAUUAAUCCGCCCCAAAACUGCUCCUUCGUACAGGAUGACUGUGAAUCUGAGUGGUUAUACCCCGGUAUAUUUUUAUUUGACUAUGUGCACUUCCGCAUGGUUUUUUCCUGCUUCAACGACACCAGAACAGUUAUCAAACACGCCUACGAUAAUCUUGCUCCUGGAGGCUGGAUUGAGUUCCAAGACUCUGCACUCGAAUUCUUGAGUAUCGAUGGCAGCCAUGAAGGCACUGCGAUGCAGAGAUACUCGGCCGAAGUUAUCAAAGGAGCCGCGGCCUUGGGCCGCAAUUUGCUGACGGCCCGCCAUUACAAAGAUUGGCUUGUUGAAGCUGGCUUUGUCGAUGUCGUAGAGAAAAAGCUGAUGUGGCCCUGCAAUGCUUGGCCGGAUGAACGCAGACUCAAGGCAGUGGGACUUUAUAAUUCCCGAAACAUCACAGAUGGUAUCCGAGGUGUGGGCUGGAAACUACUGCGGGCUGCCGGUUUAGAGCCCCAGGAGAUUGAAGACUUGAUUCUGCAGUUCAAGAAACAACUCGCUAACCCACAGUAUCGUACAUACCUGAACUGUUACGUUGUAUAUGGGCGGGAGCCAUUUAACGGAGAAACCAGCGUCUCCUCUCCGCCAAAAUCCGAGACGGAAGGGUUUCCGCCGGGAUGA